GACAAAUCACUCGUUUCUGUAAUCGAACGGACAAAGCCGAUUCACGCGAGCUCGCUUGAAGGUCAAGCAAUCGGUCUCCACUGCCACUCACUGCCGGCGCCGCCUUUCUCGCCAUUCCUCAAUCCGUCGACUCGAGCCUAAGUCCAUCGGCUAUGAUGAGGGCGACGUUGGCGCUGGCAGUGGUGUCGCUUCCCGUCGCGCUGGUCUCAGGCACGGCGUCCCAACUGGACUACCCGGCCUGUGCCAUCAACCAUUCGCCCCAGUAUUACUGCUGCGAUCUGGGCACUCCCGAGGGUUCGGACGUCUCCAACGGCCUAGUGUACGUCCGCUACAACAAACCGCAGGGCGACGGCUUCUCUAGUUACUACGACGAAGGCUGGCAAAAGAGCCGCCAGAUCAAUUACGACCCCGACGGGGACGUGUCGCUCUAUGCUCCAAGCACGCCCAGCUACGUGUACGGCGAGGCCGACAAGACCUGCCGUCUGCACGACGUCGCAGUGAACGGCACCGUCAUGAGUACUCUGCAGUGCACUUUUGCUGCUGACAGUGAUGAUAUCUACACGCAGAACACAUCGCUGGCCGAGGACUCGACGGACACGUCGGUCUUCUGGUCGUCCACGCCGAAUCCGCGCAAUAACAACGCGUCGCUGCCUAUUGGUGCCGUGUGCCGGAGCAUCAUGCUGGACGACGGCACGGUCAACACGACGGCGCAGAGUCUGUGUACGUCUGCGUCCAGCCCGUCGGUUUACCGCUUUAACUCGUUCACAGAGACUCCCCUCGUAGUCGUGUACGUCAUCUAUGCCGUCUGCUUCAUCAGUCUGGCGUGCUGGGCUGGGCUGCGUACGGCACUCGGCGUGCGCCAGUCGUCGGAUGCCGCAGCUCCGCUGACGUCCAUUGCGGACGGCGAUAAGAAGCUGCUUGACCACCGUGGAGGACCCGAGACACCCGGUUUCAAGACGUCGGCCACCCGUCCGUCACUGGCCGAUCGUCCGUCCGAGGUGCAGCUGCGCAACAGCACCGAGGACAUUGUGCAGACGGGAUACACAGACUCGGUGGUCGGCUACGUCGUGUUCGGCUACUUCGUGCUCAUGACGGUGCUGCUCAACAUCCCGAUUAUCCUCACGAUCCGGGACAACCAGGGAAAACUCGCGACGGACAAGUACGCGGCCUGGUUCAACCCCACUACGGUGGUUAUCAAGGUUUUUAUCUCGCUCUGGGUCAUCGCCACCGUCUGGUUCGUCGUGGUGGUCGUGUACCGCUUUAAGAUCCUCAACUUCUUCCGCUACCCGACGGCUCUGGACAAGUGCACGCGCGUGCUCAUGUACAAACCUGAAGUGACGGAGACGAUGCUGGUGGACCGGUCGGGCGUCGCUCAAAUGGUACUCAAGAUUGAGAGCUUCCUGUUCCCGCACUCGCGCCAGGGCGUGGAGGAGACCGUGACCGUGCACACGACGGCCGAAGGCGCGCGUUAUCUGGAGUUCCAGCACCUGCGCUACUCGUUCGACGAUGUUGAAGGCAAGUUCAUCCCUGGCUCCAUUGUGCUGCCGGACACGUACGACAAGAUCCUGUCGGACUCACAGGGACUAACCAGUGACGAGCACGCGCGCCGUCUGGACAUUGUGGGCCGCAAUGCCAUCGAAGUGGAGAUGCCGUCCUGGGCGACGUCGAUUGUCGACGAGUUCUUCUCGUUCUUCUACAUCUAUCAGCUCAUGUGCUACUACGUCUGGUACUUUACAGACUACGUGUGGGUGUCGGUGCUCAAUACUGUGGUGAUCGUGCUGGCCGCAGCGUUCAACAUCUACGCCAAGCGCAGCAUGCUGGGGUCUGUGGUGCAGAUGACCCACUACGUGGCGGAGGUGACCGUCAAGCGGGACGGCGAGUGGGCGACGAUCAAGUCUUCGGACCUAGCGCCGGGUGAUCUCGUGCGCGUGGCGGAGAACUGGGAGCUACCGUGUGACCUCGUGAUCGUUAAAGGCUCGACCGUUUGCGACGAAUCAAUGCUGACCGGUGAGUCCAUGCCGGUGCAGAAGUUCCCGCUUCCAAAUGACAGCAGCGACGUGUACGAUGCUGAAGGUAACGGCAAGAAGUACACGCUCUUCUCCGGCACUAGAACGCUGGCUUCAGGCCGUGACGAGGAGAUUCUCGCCAUCGUACAGGCUACCGGCGCCCACACCAGCCGUGGACAACUCGUACAGGCUAUUCUGUACCCGGCUCCGAUCCGAUUCAAGUACGACGAGCACCUGAAGGCUGUCUUCUCCGUUCUGUUCGUGAUUGGUUUGAUUGCUGCUUACUUCGCGAUGAAGUUCUUGAUCGAGAACGCCGGUCUCAGCAACACGUUGUUCGCCUUCGUGUACGGCAUGUUCAUGUUCAGUGCCGUGCUCAACCCGUUGCUACCUGUCGUGAUGACGAUCGGCCAAGUGAACGCCGCUAAGCGUCUUCAAAAGAAGGACGUCUUCUGUCUCAACCCUCAGCGUAUCACUCUGUGUGGCAAGGUGCGCGUGUUCUGCUUCGACAAGACCGGUACGAUUACGAAGGAAGGUCUGGAUUACCGUGGAUGCGUUCCCAUCGGGGACUCGGGAGAGUUCCAGCCAGAGUUUAAUGACAUGACGGAUGCUUCGUUGAACCAGAUGAUGAAGUUCUCGCUCGCAUCGUGUCACGCCGUGGGCUCGCUGAACGGCGAACUGGUUGGUAAUGAAGUGGAAGUGAAGAUGUUCAAGAGUACGCAAUGGAAACUGAUCGAGCUGGAGGGUCAAUUGCCUGUCGUACAGGCGGCGGACGGCUCCAAGGAGCUGGAGUUCGUCAAACGUUUCGAAUUCGACCACCACCGCAUGUCCAUGAGCGUCGUGAUGAAGCAGAAGAGCACGGGCAAGCUCAUUAUCUUCUGUAAGGGCUCAUAUGAGAAGAUGGCGUCGGUGUCCAGUAAGGACUCGAUCCCUGCCAACUACUUUGAGACGGCUGAGAACCUGGCCAAGAACGGAUGCUACGUGUUGGGUAUGGCGUACAAGGAGAUGUCAGCGAUGAGUGAAACGGAUCUCGCGGCAUUCUUGGGCGACCGUGACGCUGUUGAGGCGUCUUUGGCGCUUCUUGGCUUGAUCAUGUUCCGUAAUGAGAUUAAGGACGACUCACGCGACGCCAUUUUGACGCUGAAACAGGGCGAUAUCCGUCCGGUGAUGAUCACGGGAGACAACGCCAUGACCGGUUGCUACAUCGCCCGUGCCAGUGGCAUGGUGGACGAGGAUUCUCAGAUGAUUCUUGGUGACAUGGUGGCCGACGAGAAGAUCGGCUUCAUGCUCUUGUGGAAGGACGUGGAGACGCAGCAGGUAUUCUCGUUCGAUGACAUUCGCGACAUGGUCGAGGCGGUAGAUACGAAGGUGGAGUUGGCCGUGACCGGUAAGGCUUUCGAUUUCCUGGUCAAGAUGGGAGACAUCAACAAGAUUUUGCUUAAGGUCCGCAUCUUCAGCCGCAUGACGCCUCAAGGGAAGGUGGACUGCGUCAAGCUGCACAUGGCCACAGGAUCCGUGACGGGCAUGUGCGGUGACGGUGGAAACGAUUGCGGUGCGUUGCGUAUCGCGCACGUGGGUGUUGCGCUCAGCGACGCGGAGGCUUCAGUGGUGUCUCCGUUCACGAGCAAGUCGCGUACGCUCAAGUCAGUUGUAGACCUGGUGCUUGAAGGCCGUGGCGCUCUGGCGACGUCGUUCGCGAGUGUCAAGUACCUGAUCCUGUACGGUCUCAUCGGUAUCGGCUGCCGUACCGUCAUGUACUACAACGGCGUGUUCAUCUCGCAGUUUGGCUUCAUGUAUCUGGACGGUGCCAUCCUGGUCGGACUCUCGUAUGGCCUCACGCGUGCUCGUCCGCUGGAGAAAAUGGGAUCGCAGCGUCCUACGUCGAGUUUGGUAGGCCCCACGACAGUGUGUUCGCUGGUCGGCGCGGCCGCGAUCCACUGGCUGUUCCUGUACGGCGCCAUCCAUGAUCUGACCACGCAGCCCUGGUACUGUCCGUUCCAGCCCAGCAACGUUAACCUGGUGCAGUGGUGGCUCCUACAAGACAGCAAUCUGGGCUCUACGCUGUGGUUUAUCAUCUGCUUCCAGCAAAUGUCCACGGGUCUCACUAUGGGUCUAGGCUCGCGCUUCCGUCUCCCGAUCUGGCAUAACAUCUUCCUGAUGUUCUGGUACGCGCUACUGUUUGUGGUGCUGGUUGUUAUGUUCGUCGGUCCGCCGUCGCGUUUCAGCGACCAGUUCCGUGUGGCCAGCAGCACCAACGUCGUGGGUCUGCCUGACAUUCCGCUGCCGGUUGGCUUCCGUUGGGAACUGUUCGGCUGGGGCAUUGCCGACACUGCCGCCGUCCUCAUCUACGAAUACUUUUUCGUGCUCGGCUACGUACGCGACUACUUCCGCGCCAAGUAUCACCGCGAUGCCCUCCCCAUGAAGCUGUAAAAAGGGAUCAACGCUUGUGAAUAAGCCUAGUUUUGAGCAUUUUUAAUGAAAAUCCCUAUAUGAACUUUGUAGUUUGACA
Molecule: messenger RNA, 4512 nt
Organism: Phytophthora nicotianae INRA-310
Lineage: Eukaryota; Oomycota; Peronosporomycetes; Peronosporales; Peronosporaceae
Exons: 1
Coding region: 153-4433 (1426 amino acids)
Cellular component (GO): membrane
Molecular function (GO): P-type transmembrane transporter activity; ATP hydrolysis activity; ATP binding
Source: RefSeq, a predicted model, not a curated record